This is a messenger RNA of Sardina pilchardus (European sardine), 1626 nucleotides long. It is a transcript of the gene hmg20a, whose product is annotated as high mobility group 20A. Gene Ontology annotation, biological process: regulation of gene expression. Gene Ontology annotation, cellular component: nucleus. NCBI's taxonomy places the organism in Eukaryota, Metazoa, Chordata, Actinopteri, Clupeiformes, Clupeidae. The coding region runs from base 189 to 1181 and encodes 330 amino acids. The transcript is spliced from 9 exons. The record is from RefSeq and is a predicted model, not a curated record.
CGCUGCGCAACACACAGUCAUAUUAGAUUUUUUCUAACAGCCCUUCGGUCUGUUCUUGCAGCUGCGACCUCAAUGCAUGUGUUGUAUUGUUUUGGUUCGUGAAGUUCCCUGGCUGAUAUUUUAUUUGUCCUAGUCCUACAGACGACUGAGACAGGACUUGCCUGGUCGUGUGGAUAGAGGAGGAGGCCAUGGAGGAGCAGACUGGCUCGCCUGGUGCCAACACAGAUAACAGCAGCCAGAGGAAUGGAGAAGAGAAGCCCAGACGCACCAGCUGGACCAAAGGACGGAAGCGGAAGAAGCCCGUGAAGGACAGCAAUGCGCCCAAGGCCCCGCUGACGGGCUACGUGCGCUUCAUGAAUGACCGGCGCGAGCAGCUGAGGGCGGAGAGACCCGACGUGCCCUUCCCCGAGAUCACCCGCAUGCUGGGCAACGAGUGGAGCAAGCUGCCCCCGGACGAGAAGCAGCGUUAUCUUGACGAAGCGGAGAAGGAUAAGGAGCGUUACAUGCAAGAGCUGGAAAAGUACCAGAAGACGGAGGCCUACAAGCACUACACCCGGAAGGUGCAGGAGAAACAGAAGGGCAAGAGGCACAGGGGAGAUGUUGGCCGCCAGGUAGCCAGCGAGUCUCUUCUGGAGAAAGAUGCUGAAGGAAAGGACAGGUCUGUGUUUGAUAUCCCCAUCUUCACAGAAGAGUUUCUCAACCACAGCAAAUCGCGCGAGGCGGAGAUGCGGCAGCUGCGUAAGACCAACAUGGAGUACGAGGAGCGCAACGCGGCGCUGCAGAAGCACGUGGAGAGCAUGCGCAGCGCGGUGGAGCGCCUGGAGGGCGACCUGAUGCAGGAGCGCGGACGCCACGGCAUGCUGCAGCAGCACCUGGAGACGCUCCGCCAGGCGCUCACCGGCAGCUUCUCCCAGUACCCUCUGCCAGGCAGUGGAGAGAUGCCCACACUGGACUCCAUCGACACUUACAUGAAAAAGCUGCACAGCCUCAUUCUGACCAACCCCCAGGAGCAUGAGGGCCUGAUCAACACCGUCAGAGAGGUGGUCAACCGCCUGGAGAGAAACUGUGGAGAGGUGAUCCUGAGGCUGAGCGUCCACGGGUCCUCAUCCGACUCAUCCGCUCAGACGCCGCCGCCACCACCACCACCGCUGCCACCAAGAGGUCCGUUUGUAGUCCUGUGAGGAAGACACUGCCCAUUUUCUGUCAAUUUUUUAAGUAUCUCAUGCCACAUGUGGAACCGUGAUUGAAUAUUUAUUUCUUUUCUACAGUGAAUCUUUUGUCUUUUUAACUACCUUUAUUUUCUUAUUUUUUAUUUCAAUACUUCUCUUUGCCAUGACAGAGACAGGAAGAGUGCCAAUACUCAUGUCUACUUUGGUCGGUUUUUGUCUAAGGUACAAGUGAGCAGCUGACGGGAGGAGUUUGUUAUUUUAUCUGUCUAAAACCAUGCACACAUUGUUGGCUGAAUGUUUGCUAAUACAUGGUUUUGAACAUUUUUAAUGUCAGUUAGAAAGAAUGUUUUUUUUAAUGUGUCACAUAUUCUGGUUCUGAAAUUAUUUUGUAGCUUGCUGUCACGAAAUAGCUUAAGUGUGACAAAAUGUUUUGUCUAAUAAAGUGCAUUUACAGUAA